GUGUGACGAAGGUCUCCUCGUGAUGACAGCUAGCGUCGUCAGACGAAAGGUUUGAGGUUUGUAGCUAGCGAGAAAGGGGUGGCUGGCUAACGUUAGCUAGCACUGUGGUUUGCUUUCUCCGUCAAUUUCCGCAGAGGACACGACACGGAUAGUUUAAAAGCCUACUGCAACACAGCGGUAAUACCAACACAUUUCGGGAAGAGCCAACGGCAUUUCACUCGUGCUUGCUGGUGUCAGGCUGAGCUGGCUGCAUGAUGGUGAAGCCGGACAUCCUCACGCUUGCGCACCACCUGAAGCAGGAGCGUCUGUACGUGGCCUCCGAGAAGCACCUCAUCCAACGGCUCAACAACGACGUGCUCAAGACUGCCGAGAGGCUCUACCGCGCCGCCUGGAUCGCCAAGCAACAGAGGAUCAACCUCGACCGACUCAUCCUCACCAGUGCUGAGGCGUCCCCAGCUGAGUGCUGCCAGCAUGCGCGGGUGCUGGAGGACACACAGUUCGUGGACGGCUACAAGACGCUGGGCUUCCAGGAGAGCAUCUACGGCGAGUUCCUAUGGCGACUGCGGGAGAACCCGCGCCUCGUGGCCUCCUGCCUGGUGGCGGGCGAGCGGCUCAACCAGGAGCACACGCAGGGCGUCAUACACACCGUCUUCACCUCGCUCUACGGCAACGGCAUCAUGCAGGAGGACGAGAGCUACCUGCUACAGGUGCUGCGUUACCUGAUCGAGUUUGAGCUGAAGGAGAGCGACAACCCUCGUCGCCUGCUGCGGCGCGGCACCUGUGCCUUCAGCAUCCUGUUCCGCAUGCUGCCGGCGGGAGGGCUGGCGCGGCUGGCUGUCUUCCUGGCAGCCCACGCUGCAGCGGACCCUGGCAAGCUGACCGAGCGCUACACGCCCGCGCAGCAGGCGCGCCUGUUCGGGGAGAAGGGCUCGGACGCGCACCGCCGACGCGUGCUCGCCGCCGUGGAGGCCAACGAGGCCAAGCUGGUGACGCUCGUCAACAGCUUCAUCGGGUGCCUGCGGCAGAACACGUACUGCUUCCCGCAGAGCCUGCGCUGGGUUCUGUCGCAGAUGUUCCGCACGCUGGCGCGGGUGGAGGGUCUGCAGGUGGGCGAGGUGCGCGCCAUGUGCACCGACCUGCUGCUCGCCUGCUUCAUCUGCCCAUGCGUCGUACGUGCGCGUGUGUGUGUGUUUGGCAUCAUCAGCAACGCGCCCAUCAACGAGGUCGCACGCUUCAACCUCAUGCAGGUGGGUCAGCUCCUCCAGCAGCUGGCCAUGGUGGAUGCAGACGAUGGAGACCCCCGCAGGAAAAGCACCCUGUCCAAGUUCGACAAAAGCUGCGUGUCUUCCUUCCUGGAUGUGGUGAUUGGAGGGAGAGCGGUGGAGACUCCACCCAUGUCAUCCAUGAACCUGCUGGAAGGCCUGACCAGGACCGUCGUCUACAUCACGCACCACCAGCUGAUGCACCUGGUGGACUUUGUGCGGAAUGUGACGGCUGGCGAUCAGCUCCGAGAGGAAGACCACCUGGCCCUGGAGACCCUGUUGGCCAACGUCCCACAAUCCCGUGCGGUGAAGAGCAACAGCCUGGAGCUCACGCCCUCCAACACGCCCCAGCUCUCACCCGCCACCACCCCCGCCAACAAGAAGAAUCGCCUGCCCAUAGGACAGCAGCUGGCUGCCAUCACCUGCUGGGAAGCCUCCAGCACCGCCCUCUCUGCACAUAUACCCCUAGUCACCCCGUUUGGCUCUCGCAGCCGCAGCCGUACCAACAUCGCCCAGGAGGGGGAGCCAGAGGCCAGCUCCCAGGAGUCCCUGCAGGAGGUGGCGCCAGAGGAGGUGCUCGUCAUCUCGCUGGGCACCACCCCCCAGACCAUCCCCGGCAUGAUGUCAGAGAACGAGGUCCUCUCCCUGCAGAUGUCUGACAGUGCAGCAGGGGACGCUCCAGCAGACGAGGCGAAGCUCCACGGCAAACCUGAUAAAACACUCCGCUUCUCCCUCUGCAGCGACAACCUGGAGGGCAUCUCGGAGGGUCCAUCUAAUCGCUCUAAUUCGGUAUCUUCUCUGGAUCUGGAGGGGGAGUCCGUCUCUGAACUGGGGGCCGGACCAUCUGGCAGUAACGGCGUCGAGGCCCUACAACUACUGGAACACGAGCAAGCCACCACUCAGGAUAACCUGGACGAUAAGCUGCGUAAGUUUGAGAUCCGGGACAUGAUGGGUCUGACGGACGACAGGGACAUCUCUGAGACGGUCAGCGAGACGUGGAGCACGGAUGUGCUGGGCAGCGACUUCGACCCCAACAUGGACGAGGACCGGCUGCAGGAGAUCGCCGGGGCGGCGGUGGAGAACAUGCUGGGCAGCCUGCUAUGUCUUCCCGGUUCCGGAUCGGUUCUGCUGGACCCGUACGGUUCCACCAUCUCGGAGACCACCAGUGAGGCGUGGAGCGUGGAGGUGCUACCCAGCGACUCAGAAGCAGCAGACCUGAAGCAGGAGGAGCGUCUGCAGGAACUAGAGAGCUGCUCAGGGGUGGGCAGCACUUCUGACGACACCGAGGUCCGAGAGGUCAGCUCACGACCCAGCACACCAGGACUCAGCGUGGUUUCAGGUAUCAGUGCCACAUCAGAGGAUAUCCCCAACAAAAUAGAGGAUCUCCGCUCAGAGUGCAGCUCAGACUUUGGUGGGAAAGACUCAGUGACCAGUCCUGAUGGAGAGGAGUCCGCACACGGAGCUUCUGCACCACAUGACUCCUUACUGGCCAUGUUUGAUCCACUCUCCUCCGGUGAAGGCUCGUCCACAGGCACCAUCAGGCGCCCUGUCCACUACAUGCGAAGUCAGCUCCACCCUCCGGACCUCUCGAUCCCGAGAAGGGUGCCAUGGCGCCCGAGCCCCCCGCUGCUCGUCCGCCCCCACCACGGGCUGGCGCAGGAGCUGGAGCAUGGCAGCAAGCAGCGCCACUCGUACCCGGAGCGCCUGGUGCGCAGCCGCAGCUCCGACAUCAGGGCGCCGUCACGGCCCACCACAGCUCCUGCCUCAAUCACGACCAUCGCCGAGGAUCAUGCUCGACACUCCACGCCACGCACGCUGGCCAAUUUCACGCCCAGCAGGGACUCCCUCAAGGGCGAGGUUGAGGACAGGAAGGACAGUGACGAUGAGAAGUCGGAUCGGAACCGGCCCUGGUGGAAGAAGCGCUUCGUUCCUGCCAUUCCCAAAGUGCUCUAUUGGACAGCGGAGAGUGAGAUCCCAGCUCCAAUCGCUGCCUUCAGGAAGAGGGAUAAGCAUGAGAAGGAUGAUCUUGGACCUGAGCGACUUCCUCAAGAUGACUCUCUGCCUCGGCUGAGCUCCCAGGCACAGGCUGCAGAGGACAUCUUGGAUAAGUACCGCAACAUCAAGAGGACCAGCCCCAGUGAUGGAACCACUGCUGCCGCAUACGACCAACACGGGACAGAGCCCAUAGGCGAGGGAGAGUGUGUCCAUGAUUCCCCCAGGGACGAAGCUCUGCAGAACAUCUCCACAGACGACCUUCCAGACUCCGCAAGCCAGACAGCACAGCCUCAGGACAAGUUCUCCUUCAGCGAUGCCAAGAAGAAGCUGCGCCUGGCCCUGUGUACGGCCGACUCCGUGGUGCUACCCCUCAUGACCCCAGCCAGCACACGCAACGGCCUCCCUGACCACACGGACCCAGAAGAGAACGAGAUUGUGUGCUUCCUGAAGGUGCAGCUGGCUGAGGCCAUCAACCUGCAGGACAAGGCUCAGAUGGCACAGCUCCAGGAGACCCAUGCGCCGCGCCAGCCAGCCUCGACCUUCGGGCACCUGCCAAGAAGCUGCUUCCGCCCCGCCAUCGCCCGGACGACUACAGGCAUGAAGCGCUCCCCGUACAUAGCGUACCUGACGCGGUGUCGGCAGGGCCUGCAGACGUCCCAGGCGCACCUGGAGCGGCUGCUGCAGCGCGUGCUGCGGGACAAGGAGGUGGCCAACCGCUACUUCACCACCGUCUGCGUGCGCCUGCUGCUCGAGCACAUGGAGGCCAAGAUGAUCGACUUCAUCGGCGCAUUCCAGGUGUGCACGGCGGCGGACGAUAAGACUGCGGCGGUGGAGGACUUCCUGCGGUACCUGUACGGCGCGAUGGCCCACGAUGCCAUCUGGCAGUUCGCCAGCGAGGAUCAGCUCCAGGACGCCCAGAUGGCUAUCGAGCGCAGCGUCAUGAACCGCAUCUUCAAACUGGCCUUCUACCCCAACCAGGACGGGGACAUACUGAGAGACCAGCUUCUGCAGGAGCACAUACAGCGCUUGUCCAAAGUCGUCACAGCCAAUCACAAGGCCCUGCAGAUCCCAGAGGUGUACCUGAAGGAGGUGCCGUGGCCGUCAGCGCAGGCGGAGAUCCGCACCAUCAACGCGUACAAGACGCCGCGGGACAAGGUGCAGUGCAUCCUGCGCAUGUGCUCCACCAUCAUGAACCUGCUCAGCCUGGCCAGCGACGACUCCGUCCCCGGCGCCGACGACUUCGUACCCGUGCUCGUCUUCGUCCUCAUCAGGGCGAACCCUCCCUGCCUGCUGUCCACCAUCCAGUACAUCAAUAAUUUCUACUCCAGCCGGCUGAGUGGGGAGGAGUGCUACUGGUGGAUGCAGUUCACAGCUGCCGUGGAAUUCAUCAAGACCAUCGACGACCGCAAGUGAGCCGCAGAGCAGACGAGACGAGAGCGGCGCUCACGCAGCGGAGAGGACCCCGCCCAUCCGACCGCUCCCUCGCUCCCCUCCUUCGCCAUGUGUUCUCUCUUUAUCUCUUUUCUCUCUCCUUUCUUUCUUUCUCUUCCCUCACGUGUUCUCUCUCUCUCUCUCUCUCUUUAUCUCUUUUCUCCUUCCUUUCUUUCUUUCUCUCCCUCCUUUCUCCCAGCCUCCCUCCGUUCCCUCACGUGUUCUCUCUCUCUCUCUCUCUCUCUCUUUAUCUCUUUUAUCCCUCCUUUCUUUCUCUCCGUUCCCUCACAUGUCUUUUCCUCUCUGUGCUCCUCGGCCGCUCGUACUGUAUAGCUGUAUAUAGGACAAAGUCGUGUACACUUUGGAAAGGACAAAGAGAACAGGUGUACUUAUUUGGGGCAUGGGGGCAGGUUUUACUAUAAACAACAACAACACGAACAAAACAAAUCAAAGACAAAAACAAACACACAAAAAAACAAACAAAGCCAGUGGGAAAUGGCUUAUGAACUUUGACCUUUAGCUAAUUUGCAUAUUCCUUGUAAACUCUGUACGUGUGGUGAGGUGAAGGGACUUCAUCUGAUGAAAUUUUAUAUUUAGAAGAACUAUUAAUUAAUGAAAGAAAAAAAAAAGAGUUUUAAUUAUUAUGAGAGAUUGAAACAAAAAAGGGACCAGGCUUCCUCAUGGCGAUCACAGGUGCAUAGGGAGACCUCUAGAUGGCGACGUGGAGAGGUGCAGUUCAGUCCUCCUCCAGAAGAACUCCACCUGAACCAGACCCAGAACCACCCACCGGAACCAGGCCAGCGGGCACCUCAGCGCCCCACCCUACCCCCAACUUGCCCCCAACUUGCCCCCACGCCCUCCCCGAUCAUUCCUGACCAACGCCGCCACCCCCCACACUCCACCCCCCAGCACUAAUGUGGCAGCUCAGUAACCGACCGUACUGCUGGUGUCUCCCCGUGUGUGUGUGUGUGUGUGUGUGUGCGCGAAUAAGCCACAGCAGAUGCGUUUCCUAUGGCCCAGCUGUAUUUAAUCACUUUCUGUUGGUUAGUUUCCUCUUCUGUCAAAGCCUAAGUGGCGUGCCCAACGCAGAUGCAGCACGCAGGGACGAGAGUGUCACACACACACACACACACACACACACACACACACACAGACAGAGGACUCUAAAGGACAGUUGUGGUUAUGUUCUGAGAGGCACACAGUAGGUUAUGAGUGGGUAGUAUGUCUUUUGCUUUGGUUUGGUUAGCUUUUGCUUGUUCUCUCCAUGUUGAUAUUAGGACACAGUGCCUUGUAGAAUAGACCAUUCUAUUGAAUUGAAACAGUGGGGUUGAAGUUCCUGUAAUGUUACCUUCCUGUGUGUGUGUGUGUGUGUGUGUGUGCAGAUCUGUCCUCAGAGUCAGAGGUCCCAGACCGGUUUUCAUAUCUCCUGGCCUGAGUGUCCUACGCGGGGCAGCUGCACCCCGUGACCUCCAGUACUGACCCCUGCCUGUAGAGGGCGUACUGUAUCAUUCAGGGCCUUGAGUCAGGCUGAUGGAGUCAGCACUGCUCACAGGUCACCUGUAACCUCCUAAAAUCAACAGAAUCAGAUCAUUUCUACUCGGAGUGUUAAAGAGUGGAUUCCAGGGUGCAUCAGUGUGUUCAGUUACUCCAGAGGGCGUCAGUGUGUUCAGUUACUCCAGGGGGCGUCAGUGUGUUCAGUUACCCCAGGGCGCGUCAGUGUGUUCAGUUACCCCAGGGGGCAUCAGUGAGAAGGUCCUGCCUCCACUCAGAGUUCAGAGUAUGUAUGUGUUUCCGCUGGCUCCAUGGAGCUCUUAACGACAGCACAGUCUGGCCUUGCUCUGUCCUGUCUGCACUUACAAAACACUCACUGCUAAGGCCAUACACUUCCCUUAUUUACGUGUGUGUGUGUGUGUGUGUGUGUGUGUGUGUGUGUGUGGUUUGUUGGACUGUGCCUGAGUGUAAGCAUAUCAACCCUUAAUGUGAUCAUAUAUUAAUGCUCAUUUGUAUCACAACAGGCUUAUUAAUAUGAUCAUAUAUUAAUGCUCAUUUGUAUCACAACAGGCUUAUUAAUGUGAUCAUAUAUUAAUGUUCAUUUGUAUCACAACAGGCUUAUUAAUAUGAUCAUAUAUUAAUGUUCAUUUGUAUCACACAUGAUGAGGACUAUUGUCCCUGUUGCUUCUCCUACUGAGAUUGCGGGCAGUGACCUCCUCUGGGGCUGUUCUUGAGGGGGGGGGGGGGGG
Molecule: messenger RNA, 6928 nt
Organism: Alosa alosa (allis shad)
Lineage: Eukaryota; Metazoa; Chordata; Actinopteri; Clupeiformes; Clupeidae
Gene: gapvd1
Product: GTPase activating protein and VPS9 domains 1
Biological process (GO): regulation of GTPase activity; vesicle-mediated transport
Cellular component (GO): cytosol; endocytic vesicle
Molecular function (GO): small GTPase binding; guanyl-nucleotide exchange factor activity
Source: RefSeq, a predicted model, not a curated record